AUGCAACUUCAAAUACAAACGCACUUCGUGUGCUGUGCCCGGAGUGCAGAGUUUCCAGGAUUGAGGGCUCUGACCCUCCCCCAAGUCCUGGCUGGGGCCAAAGGCGGUGGAGGCGCCACCCGGGGGACGGGGGUGGGUCGUGGGCCCCGCCCCGCGCAGCCUUGUGCGCACAGCCGUGGUAGUUCCAAUGCCCGCGCGACCUCUGUGAGCGUUGCUACACCGAGGCGCGGGACAGGGUCCUUGCAUUCCGGAAAGGGCUCGGGCAGAAAAGAGAAGUCCAGUUCCGCUGCACCGGGCAGCACACAGCAGACAGAACACACACACGAUCCCGAGUUCUCACAGCCCAGGUGGGCAGGUGUGCGGGCCGGUGGGGGCGCAGGGAAACCCGGGGAGGUUCCCAGCCCUCCCACUCACCCCUGCCCGGCCAAUUCUAGCCCUUCAGAGUCGUUGAACUACAAAGCGAUUCCAAGCUACUCCGAGUUGUUCGCAGCCUCGGUGGGCAAUGUAGACUGGCUUCGGUUCUGCCUGAAUCGGGAGCGCAAGGAGAUCACAGUCGACGACAAGGGCUUCACAGCCAUCCACUUCGCAGCGCAGAGAAGCAAGCUUUCCUGCCUUCAGGUCUUGAUAGAAGAGUACAAGUUCCCUGUGGAUUUGCCCACCAACAAUGGCCAGACGCCCCUGCACCUAGUCAUCCAUAAAGACAACAAGUCGGACAUCCUCCCCUGCAUUGACUACCUGCUUAAGAAAGGGGCAGCCAUCAACUCUAAGACAUGCCAUGGCUCUACACCCUUGCACCUGGCUGCCCGUAAUGGCCUGCUGGGAUGUAUGAAGGUCCUGGUGCAGAAUGGAGCCAAUGUGCACGCCCAGGAUGCCAUGGGCUGCAAGCCCAUCGACUAUUGCAAACUCUGGAACCACCGCAGCUGUGCCCGGUUCUUGAAGGAUGCCAUGUGGAAACAGAACAAGAAGGACUUUGCCCGAGAAAUGGGGAAACUGAAGACCCUGAAGAGGAAGCUGGCCGUUUUGGAGCGCCGCUACCUGACCGAGUAUCAAAAAGAACAACAAAUUCUGAGACAGGCCCAUUUCAGAACAUGGCUCCAAGGCAAGCUGCUGGGCCGGCCCCAGAGCUCCGCUGAACCCAAACAAGAGGCUGGUGUCCAACCUUGGUCAUUGGCCCUCUCCAAGACUCUAAGAUCCCAGUUUAUCAAAAGCUUCCCGACUUAUCCUUCCGUGGAGGCUCAACUGCAAAGCUUGCCCUCACCUGUGGUGACACCCAAGCCCAUCUACAAGCAGCAGAGCACCAUCAGUCGGCCCAAGUUGUGGAAUCUUAGCAAUAACCCCGUCAGCUCCCCGGUCACCAAGAUUGACUGUCCUCAGGGUAUACGCCUGGGCGUGCACCCAGAACCCUGCAAGGAGCAUGACUUCGGCAGAUUUGUGGAGGUGACUCGGAAUUCCCUGGGAGGUGCAUGCCUGUACACAGUGGACAACCACUCAGUGACACCUGUACCCCGGCUGCCUUUUGAGGUGAUGGUCCGGGUGCUGUACCCCGGGGCUCAACCCUACAGGAUGAAAGUGCCCCAGGGCUUAUAUCCACUUGACAUCCUCAAAGUGCCCCAGAAACGGCAUUUGGGAGAUACCUGCAGCAAUGCAUUGGCUAUGAGCCUGCGUGAGACAUUUGAUGAACCCUUCCUGGCUACCCUGAAAGCUUGCCCGACUGGAGGGGCCCCACCCUCAAAGGGAGUUCUCACAUAAAGUUGUUUUGGAACCCUCCUGGCAAAGGCGGAAGUGUUGAUUCAUAUUGUGGCGGAAGGACUGGAGAAAUACCUAUGGCGUUCUCAUUCCCAAGCCCAAGGGCAGGAGCCGCCCUUACUCCCUCCUCCCAAGAGCACACAUCUGAGGCUUACCUUUUCUCUACAAAGAAAUUGCCUGGCUCCCUGGGAUGUACACAUCUGGACAGAGCAAUAAGAUUCAGUAGAGGGUCGAUAAUGUCCUGGGACAGAGUAAUGUAAAAGUAACCCUCUGGUCCUCACUGCUCUACCUUAACCUACCCCUACCUAGCACACAAGGGACAAGGCUUCCAGGACAGGGCCCCCCUAACAAUUCUGCCACCUUCCCUUCCUGUCUGCUGCAGACCCUGACUAGGGAUGAGGAACAGCGAAUGUGAUAUCCAGUACCAGGCUUCUCUGCCCAUGUGCCACUGCCCCCUUGCUCCUGGUCCCACUGAGGUGUGUGAAGCCACAGUUCCAGGAGGCAGGG
This is a messenger RNA of Peromyscus californicus insignis, 2253 nucleotides long. RefSeq names its product ankyrin repeat domain 53 (gene Ankrd53). The record is from RefSeq and is a predicted model, not a curated record. Gene Ontology annotation, biological process: mitotic metaphase chromosome alignment; positive regulation of microtubule polymerization; regulation of mitotic spindle organization. NCBI's taxonomy places the organism in Eukaryota, Metazoa, Chordata, Mammalia, Rodentia, Cricetidae. Bases 1 to 1749 code for a protein of 582 amino acids. Gene Ontology annotation, molecular function: protein binding. The transcript is spliced from 6 exons. Gene Ontology annotation, cellular component: spindle pole.